AUGCCUAGCAACACCGCCCACAUCCAGCAGCGUGCCCAGCUCAAGCAGCACGACGACCUCGUCAUUGCUGUCGAUGAGCAAACCGAAUGGCACGAGGGUCAGAACGAGCUUGGACUGCCUUCGACUCCAGGAGUCCGCUCUCGACCUGCACCAGUAAGAGAAUGCGCUGUCAGCACCAUCCCCUCCCUCUUCCAAAGAUCUGACAGACUAAACAAGGUCCAGACUCCACAAGUGAAUUUGGCUGACAUGGCUCGGCACAGAGCGUCGUCAAAGGUCCUCGGACUCCUUGGAGCAGCAGCAAAGGCAACCAAAGCAGUCAAAAAUCGACAUCGAAUACCUCCGGCAACGUUUCGUGAAGCUCAAGACUUCGACGACCGAAACGGCGCCUCGCGGUAUCGCAGUCGAGAAUACGCAGCCACGGUUUCGUCCUGA
This is a messenger RNA of Aureobasidium melanogenum CBS 110374, 432 nucleotides long. RefSeq lists its product as uncharacterized. Bases 1 to 432 code for a protein of 143 amino acids. NCBI's taxonomy places the organism in Eukaryota, Fungi, Ascomycota, Dothideomycetes, Dothideales, Saccotheciaceae. The transcript is spliced from 2 exons. The record is from RefSeq and is a predicted model, not a curated record.